AUGGCAGUGGCAGCAACAUCACCGUCGCCCUCGGCGGCAGUCGACCCCUCCACGCGCAAACGUGUACUCAGGGUCAUCGCCAUCUCUCUGCUUCUCGACCUGAUCUCCUUCACCUUCAUCCUCCCGCUUUUCCCCAAACUACUCGAAUUCUACCGCGACCGCGAGGUCGGCCCUGAGAUCGCAAACGCAACCGGCCCCGCCACCCUGCUCCAGUCCGUCCUGUCCGGUCUGAACCGCUACAAGGCCGCUUUCGCCCGCCCCAUCGACUCCCGCUAUGAUAUCGUUCUUCUCGGCGGCGCCCUCGGCUCCCUCUUCAGUCUGCUCCAGGCCAUCGCCUCCCCGCUCAUCGGCCACCUCUCGGACCGUCACGGCCGCCGCACCGCUCUGCUGGCCUCCAUGUGCGGUAACAUCCUGUCUGUGCUCCUCUGGGUCGUCGCCGUUGACUUCCGCACCUUUGUCGCCUCUCGCGUCGUAGGCGGCCUGUCCGAGGGCAACGUCCAGCUCGCUACCGCCAUGGCGACAGACAUAUCAGACGAGCAGAGCAGAGGCUCCACCAUGGCCCUCAUCGGUGCCUGCUUCUCCAUCGCCUUCACAUUUGGUCCAGGUCUGGGCGCCUGGCUAAGCAGCAUCAGCACCGUCAAGGAGAACCCCUUCGCCACGGCCGCCGGCUUCAGCUUGUUCCUUAUCCUGACCGAGACCGUCUACCUCUACUUCUGCCUCCCCGAAACCCUCCCCUCAUUGACAGGCAAGGGCCGCGGCGCUAAGAAGGAUGACAAGAGCACGACGAAACCGAAACCGACACCCUUGGUCCGAACGAACUCGCACUUCCUUCUCAACGCCGUCCACUUCGUCUUCCUGCUCUUCUUCUCCGGCAUGGAAUCAUCCCUCUCCUUCAUGACUUACGAGCUCUUCGCCUUCGGCUCCGCCAAGAACGGCCGCCUCCUCGGUUUCGUUGGUCUCGUCGCCUCUAUUCUUCAGGGCGGUGUCACCCGCCGUCUCCCGCCUUUGCUCUCCGUGCGCACUGGCGUCGUGGCCUGUCUGGCGUCUUUCGUCCUCUUGGGCCGCAUCACCACCACCGGCGGGCUGUAUGCCGCGGCGACAUGUCUGGCCGUCACGUCCGCAACCGUCGUCUCGGGUUUGAACACGCUGAGCAGCUUCGAGGCUGCCGAGGACGAGCGCGGCGGCAAGCUUGGUAUCCUCCGCAGCUGGGGCCAGCUUGGCCGUGGGUUGGGGCCGAUUCUCUUUACCAGCGUGUACUGGUGGGCUGGCCGCGAAGUUGCGUACACUAUGGGUGCCACGGGUAUGGCUGUAGUGGCUGCCGCGGUGUUUGCCGGCCUCAAGACGCCGCCUGGGUCAUUGAAGAAGAAGGUGCCUGCCGAGAAGAAGGCGGCGUGA
Molecule: messenger RNA, 1395 nt
Organism: Colletotrichum acutatum
Lineage: Eukaryota; Fungi; Ascomycota; Sordariomycetes; Glomerellales; Glomerellaceae
Product: major facilitator superfamily transporter
Exons: 2
Coding region: 1-1395 (464 amino acids)
Biological process (GO): transmembrane transport
Cellular component (GO): brush border membrane
Molecular function (GO): transmembrane transporter activity
Source: RefSeq, a predicted model, not a curated record